AUGGCCGCUAUUGCUACCCCUCAAACAUCAACAAUUACCCUUUCUCUUCCUUCGGAUGUCAUUGAUUCCAAUACUAGUCUCAAAUUCACUCCCAUUCCAGGUGCUCCUCUUGGUGCAGUUGUCACCCUUCCAGAUGGAGUUACUGAUCCUUCUCUUUUAAAUGACAAAGACUUUGACGAACUUAAGAGCGGACUGUUGACUCAUAGUGUUCUUGUUAUACCUGGAAUGGAAGACCUUCACCCCACCUCCCAGUACAAUCUUACGAAGCGAAUGGACCCAACUUGUGGUGCAGGUGCUUAUGGCCACGCUAAAGAGUUCCGUCAUAACAAAUCCGUUCUUCGUCGCGAUGGUGUUUCAGUUCCUUACCAGCCACAGGUUCAAGUAUUGGGACAGGGAAAGUUUGAAGAUCAUUGUGGUAUGGAUGAAAUCACUUUGAGACACCCUACUCAUUUUGAUUUUCACAAUGAACCUCUUACUGAUAAGGAGGUUGAGGAUGGUUACACUCGUUUUUAUCGUUGGCAUAUUGACUCGGCUCUUUAUGGUCUCUCCCCCCCAGUGUGCACCACCCUUCUUGGAAUCCACGUUCCUGACUCCACCAAGACUAUGAAAAUUAAGUAUGAAGAUACAGGAGAUGAAAUUGAAAUUGCGCAGGCUGGUACUGCGUUUAUGUCUACUGUCAAUGCAUUUGAAAAUCUUUCUGAGGAAGAUAAACAAAUGGUCCUUGGUACCACUGUCGAAUAUGCACCCCACCCUUAUAUUUUUAUUUCACCCGCACGUGCAACUAGCGAUGGUUUGACAAUGGUUUCUGAAGGCAAAGAAACACCAUUUGAAAGUCUUCCAGAGUGGGAGGAAUCUAAAGUCAAAAAGCUUCCAAUGGUUUGGACUAACCCUAUUACCGGCCGCCACCAUCUACAGGUGCAUGGCUGCUGUGUAUAUAAACUUCACCUUCCUAAUGGAAAGGUUCUUGAGCUCGAAGAUGCUCGAAAGGAAGUUCACCGCUUAAUGCGUCCAGCCAUCAACCCCUCAAACAUUUAUGUCCAUGCUUGGAAGAAGGGUGAUUUGGCUCUUUUCCAUAAUCAAGGGGUUUUGCAUAGUGUCACUGGACAAUUUGCUCCUGGUGAGCGAAGACUAAUGCACCAAUGCAAUAUUGCAAGUGGUAUUGACCCAGUCACCACACUUUAA
Messenger RNA from Magnusiomyces paraingens, 1182 nucleotides. RefSeq lists its product as uncharacterized. The record is from RefSeq and is a predicted model, not a curated record. Gene Ontology annotation, molecular function: oxidoreductase activity. The transcript has a single exon. Lineage: Eukaryota; Fungi; Ascomycota; Dipodascomycetes; Dipodascales; Dipodascaceae. The coding region runs from base 1 to 1182 and encodes 393 amino acids.